AUGGAUCAGUCCAUUAUCCGCAUCUCCAAGGAGCUUAGCGACAUCCAAAGAGGCUCGGAUCUUGGCAUCGCCGUUGCGUGUCGCGAUAUUGAUGUCCGCAACGUCAAGGCCCUCAUUGUCGGCCCUCACGAGACGCCGUAUGAGUUCGGUUUCUUCGAGUUUGCGAUUCGCUUCAACAAAGAGUACCCGUCCAAGGCGCCUAAUGUACAGUGCGUGACGACAAACGGCGGUUUGUGUCGGUUCAACCCAAAUAUCUAUGCUAACGGCAAGAUCUGUCUGUCCAUCCUUGGGACAUGGAGAGGUGAGCCCGGCGAGGAGUGGUCUUCCGCGCAAGGCCUCGAGUCCAUACUGCUGUCCAUUCAGAGCCUUCUAUCGUCCAACCCAUACGAGAACGAGCCCGGCUUCGAGGAUGCAAACGAGGAGUCGGACAAGAGAAUGCAAAAGGCCUAUAUAGAGAAGAUCCGCCAUGAGACCCUGCGCAUCUCCGUCAUCCAGCGUCUAGAAGGCUACCUCGGGCUCGCCUCCGACGGCUCUAGGCUCAAGGACGUGGAGACUGAAGAGGCGGACGAGAAUGCUGUCCCUUUCGAGCCCUUCAAGGACCUCUGCAAGCGCCGCUUUCUUUGGUACUAUCCGUCGUACCUCGCUGCCAUCCAGGCGGGCAAGACCGAGGUUAAGGUCAAUCAGGUCUUCACGAGGAUGCCGUUUGAGUCGCCUAGUCACAACAGCAUGGAGGGCCGGUUCAACUACCCCGAGCUCGAGCGCAGGCUGAACAACAUCAAAGUCGCGCUCGAUGACGAGCCCAAGGUCUGGGCCGAGGAGGGCGUCGCGGCCAUGGCUAAGGAGUCGACGGUAUGCGUGAACUUGCAGCACCAGUUCGAGCAGGUUUCGGCGGCCUUCAAACGCGGCGACAUGCCCCACGACGUGGCGCUUGUUCAGGACAACCCCUUCUGUUGGAUCAUCACGUACUUUGGCCGCCCAAUGACCAACCUGGACGGAGGGCUCUUGCGCAUCAGAAUGAGUUUCAGCCCACGCUUCCCCGACGAGCAGCCCCGGGUCAGCUUUGAGACCAAGAUUUUCCACCACCACGUGGCCGAGGACGGCACGGCGUGUUAUGUCCCAAAUCCCUUGAAGCGGGAGGAUAUCAAGUCACACAUCGAGGCCAUCAUAUCCGCCCUGGAGGAGGAAGAGCCCGCCUACGAUCCCCGGAUGAUUGUGAACCCUGAAGCCACCCGCCUGUACUGGGGCAUCAACUCGGACAGCAAGAAGAUGUACAGCCGCCGCCUGCGACGGUCUGUACAACAGAGCAUGGAGGACUUUCCGGAGUAG
Molecule: messenger RNA, 1326 nt
Organism: Purpureocillium lilacinum
Lineage: Eukaryota; Fungi; Ascomycota; Sordariomycetes; Hypocreales; Ophiocordycipitaceae
Source: RefSeq, a predicted model, not a curated record